AUGGCUUGGUGGCUCGGUCUGUAUAGCAUGCUGGCUGCAAUGUUCAGCAUGUUGAUGGAUGUCGCGCAGUUCUGGCGAGAGAAACUGUUUUCAUGGUGGAAAUCCAAGUCGCCGCGCAGUCGACUGUUCCAUACUCUUGCGACGGCACAGACGUACGAGGAGUGGGAGGAAGCCGCCUUUGAACUGGACGAGCUUCUAAGUAAGGACCUGUGGCGUCAGAAUCCUGUCAGUCGACACUAUGACUAUCGACUUAUCCUCGGCCGCUUAGAGGCCUUGAUGGGCGCGCGCGAGAGCGAGGAUAUCUUAACUCUGGUCAACCUGCUUCGCUCUGGACUCGUUCGCAAUCUAGGCAACAUCACCUCAACAAAGCUGUUCACCCAUGCCUAUGCCGGUACCAAGCUUCUAAUUGAUGACUAUAUCACGCAGGUUGCGCUUUCCAUUCAGUAUGUGACCUCGCUGCAACCUGCGCCCGUGCACGCGACCAGCUUCACCUCGCAGGCCAAGCUCGAGCUCCUCCACGAUACACGUCAGGCUUUUGGACGAACGACCUUGCUCUUGCAGGGCGGGUCGGCUUUUGGUCUCUGUCAUCUUGGAGUUGUGAGAGCGUUGCAUCUCCAAGGACUUCUACCUCGGAUUAUCACUGGCACGGCAACCGGGGCCAUGAUCGCGGCUCUUGUUGGAAUUCAUCCGGAAAAUGAACUGUUACCCCUCUUGAACGGAGAUACCAUUGACCUUUCGGCUUUUGAUCACUGGAAAAAGGACCAUCCUGCCUCCGAGGGCUGGAUACGAAUUUUCUUCCGACGCAUGAUACGAUUUGUUCGAACGGGUCAUCUCUUCGACAUGGGACUACUGGAGGAAUGUGUUCGCGCUAAUGUGGGCGAUUUGACAUUCGAAGAAGCAUACGCCCGAUCAAAGCGCAUUUUAAAUAUCACCGUUGCCACGGCAGGAAAGACAGGCUCGCCCAAUCUCCUGAACUACCUCACAGCACCGAACGUGUUGAUCUGGUCUGCAGCCGCAGCCUCCAAUGCCUCCACCUCUUCACUCAUCACCUCCCCAGUAACCAUCUACUGUAAAGACGAAACAGGUUCAAUCAUCCCCUGGCCCCACACCGAAGACAUCGUCUUCCGGCCCUGGAGACAUGUGAACUACAACGACGGCGAAUCACCACUAUCACGAAUCGCAGAACUCUUCAACGUAAACCACUUCAUCGUCUCCCAAGCCCGUCCAUACCUAAUCCCUUUCCUCCGAUCCGAACUCAACCUCCUCGACCGCCACCAAACAGGCUGGAACAAUAUUUCCCGCUCCCUAAUGCGCCUCGUUCUCGCCGAACUCCGCCACCGCGUCCGCCAAUUGGACUACAUCGGCCUCCUUCCCGGCUCAAUCAGCCGCCUCCUAAUCGACGAGACAAUCCCCGGCCCAAAUCUAACUCUGGUGCCUGACCUCGCUGUCCAAGAUCUAUAUAAUCUCUUCCAGCGCCCGACGAAAGAACGCGUUGCAGAUUGGACCUUGAAAGGUGAGCGGGGCGUUUGGCCUGCUAUUAGCGCACUGAAGGUUCGCGAAGCGGUUGAAAUCGAACUUGAUAGGGGGUAUCAGCUUGUUCGGAGACGGAGACCUAGUGAUGCUUCUAUCCCUCCGGCACGUCAUCCUCCGAAUGAGGGGUUGCCUCGUCGGAGGAAGGGGGAGGCGAGUGGUGAGGAGGGUGCGCAGCUGGCUGUUACGGAUGGCAAUGAAUGA
Messenger RNA from Penicillium waksmanii, 1734 nucleotides. RefSeq names its product triacylglycerol lipase family protein. NCBI's taxonomy places the organism in Eukaryota, Fungi, Ascomycota, Eurotiomycetes, Eurotiales, Aspergillaceae. Gene Ontology annotation, molecular function: triacylglycerol lipase activity. The transcript has 3 exons. The record is from RefSeq and is a predicted model, not a curated record. The coding region runs from base 1 to 1734 and encodes 577 amino acids. Gene Ontology annotation, biological process: lipid metabolic process.